AACAGCAUACAAGCUUUAAUUGAAGAUAGUUUAGUUACAGUUUGGAAUUUACAAUGUUCUCACUCUCAUUCUAUGCGACCCUUGUGGGUUCUUCUUCUUCUUCUUGUUCAUUCCCUUGUUCCUCUUCCAAAACCACCAUUUUCAACAAAACCACACCCCCCACCACAAACACAACCAUUUCUACUACAUCCACAUCAGCCACAUCCAAACAUGUCUGGACCAGAAGAAUACCUCAUCCUCCAUUUUCCAACACCAACAAACAACAACAACAACAACAACGUCAUACCCGAACCCAACAACAACAAAAACAACAAUCCCCGUACAUGGACCGUAGCGUCGACAUGAAUGAACUACUAACCUCAAUCGCACAAACCCAAAACAUCGAACAACUCUACUCCAUAUUGUCCCCUUACAAUGGCAGACAACUUUCAAUUCGUUUCAUGAUUUCAAUUCUCUCCCGCGAACCCGAUUGGCAACGCUCCCUCGCAAUUCUCGAUUGGAUGAACGAAAUAGCUCAAUAUUCACCUUCCCUUAACGUUUACAAUGUUGUUAUUCGCAAUGUACUUCGUGCGAAACAAUGGCAACUUGCACAUGGACUGUUCGACGAAAUGCUUCAAAAGGGUCUUUCACCUGAUAAGUACACUUACUCAACGCUCAUUACACAUUUCAGUAAACAAGGUUUGUUUGAUUCUUCUUUCUUUUGGCUGCAACAAAUGGAACGUGAUAAUGUUUCCGGUGACCUUGUUUUGUAUAGUAAUUUGAUUGAGCUUUCUCGGAAGUUGUGUGAUUAUUCCAAGGCAAUUUCCAUUUUUAAUGCGUUGAAAGGUUCCGGUAAUAUUGUACCUGAUCUUAUUGCUUGUAAUAUGAUGAUUAGUGUGUAUGGUAAGGCUAAGCUUUUUCGUGAGGCUCGGCUUCUUCUUCAGGAGAUGAGAGAUAAUGGUGUUAACCCGAGUACCGCUAGUUACUCGACACUUCUUGCGAUUUAUGUUGAUAAUCAGAAGUUUGUUGAGGCGGUUUCUUUGUUUUCUGAAAUGAACGAAGUUGAAUGUCCGAUUGAUCUUACUACAUGUAAUAUUAUGAUUGAUGUUUAUGGUCAGCUUCAGAUGAUCAAGGAAGCUGAUUGCUUCUUUUGGGGCAUGAGGAAAAUGGGAAUUGAACCUAAUGUGGUUAGUUACAACACUGUCUUGAGGGUUUAUGGAGAGGCUGGGUUAUUUGGUGAAGCUGUUCACCUUUUCAGUUUGAUGCAAAUGAAAGGUGUACCGCAGAAUGUUGUGACCUACAACACCAUGAUUAGUAUUUAUGGCAAAUCUCUUGAGCAUGAUAAGGCAACGAAUCUCAUUCAAGAAAUGCAGAGUAGAGGUAUUCAACCAAAUGCUAUCACUUAUUCAACCAUAAUAUCUAUAUGGGAAAAGGCAGGGAAGUUGGACAGGGCAGCGAUGCUUUUUCACAAGUUAAGGACUUCUGGAGUUAAAAUUGAUGAGAUUCUUUAUCAGACAAUGAUUGUGGCCUAUCAGAAGGCUGGUUUAGUUGCUCAUGCUAAAAGACUACUUAAUGAGCUCAAGCAACCAGAUAAUGUUUCCAGGGAAACGGCAAUCACAAUACUUGCUAGAGCCGGUAAAGUUGACGAGGCUAUGUGGGUUUUCCGGCAGGCUUUUGAUGCUGGAGAAGUGAAAGAUAUAUCUGUAUUUGGGUGCAUCAUUGAUAUUUUCUCCAGGGAGAGAAAGUAUGCUCAUGUGGUUGAAGUGUUUGAGAAGAUGAGAGAGGUUGGACAUUUUCCUGAUUCUAAUGUUAUUGCUCUUGUGCUGAAUGCUUUUGGAAAGCUGCGCAAGUUUGAGAGAGCAGAUGCUUUGUAUAAACAGAUGUAUGAAGAGGGGUGUGUUUUCCCAGACGAAGUUCAUUUUCAGAUGCUCGGUCUAUAUGGUGCGAGAAUGGAUUUCAAUAUGGUGGAAUCAUUGUUUGAGAAGCUAGAUUCCCAUCCUAAUAUCAACAAGAAGGAGUUGCAUUUUGUUGUUGCCAAUAUUUAUGAAAGAGCAGAUAGAUUUAACGAUGCUUCACGAAUCAUGAACAGGAUGAAUCACAAAGCAAUAAGAAGUCAUGGUAAUGCUUAGAGCAUAGAAAUAUGAAUCCGCCUUUCCCUUUGUAACUUGUGUUGAUUGACAUUCUUUCGCUACCAAUCAUAUCCAUAAACAUCGUAUUCAGAAAAUCUCUCUUAUUCCCAAGUAAUAAGUGUCUAAUUUUCUCUUGUAUAUAUUGUAUCGAGCAACAACAACACACAUUCUGAAUAGCAUCAUCCCUGUAAUUAAUCAUUACAGUUUUAUAUAUUCAGGUUUAUGAGCACUAUACUCUUUUUGUCAAGCCCCUUAUGCCUCUUUACAGAAAACGGAGCCACUUUUUCAUCAAUAUGAUAGCUGUGUAUCUGCUGAGAGUUUCAAUGGUGAAUCGAAUUUGAAAUUCAA
Medicago truncatula (barrel medic) is the source of this 2456-nucleotide messenger RNA. Its product is annotated as pentatricopeptide repeat-containing protein At5g39980, chloroplastic. The coding region runs from base 54 to 2108 and encodes 684 amino acids. The record is from RefSeq and is a predicted model, not a curated record. Gene Ontology annotation, molecular function: protein binding. The transcript has a single exon. NCBI's taxonomy places the organism in Eukaryota, Viridiplantae, Streptophyta, Magnoliopsida, Fabales, Fabaceae.